Messenger RNA from Cucumis melo (muskmelon), 2179 nucleotides. RefSeq lists its product as uncharacterized. The transcript is spliced from 7 exons. The record is from RefSeq and is a predicted model, not a curated record. The coding region runs from base 468 to 1154 and encodes 228 amino acids. NCBI's taxonomy places the organism in Eukaryota, Viridiplantae, Streptophyta, Magnoliopsida, Cucurbitales, Cucurbitaceae.
UUCCAGAAAUUUCCAAAUGUGGCCGACGAUUUCAAAAUCAAAACUUGAUGGGAAAUUAUUGUUUCCAUUGGUUUUUGACCGGUUUCAAGCGAAUAUAAAUAUCGUCUAAGGAUUUGACUCAGUCGUUGGUCGCCGUCUCCGAUCAGCACAAUUUUUCACGCCAGAUUUUGAUAAAGAAAGAAAGAUGAUCAGAAGAAAAAUAUCGAAAUCGAUUUGGAAUUUGUCGGUCUGAGCAGGUAAACGUUUGGAUUUGGGUGACUCAUGGGUUAGAUUCUUUGGAGGUCCCUUUGAUGUCCUUGAGAUUGACUUUGACUUUAUGGCCAUUGUUAUGUUACAGCGAUUAGGAAAUUUGCAUUGGGAUUGAACGUUCAUCUUCGAUUGUGGUGUUCGACUUCCCUUUUCUCUAUUCUUUUGUGGUGUAGGGUGAAUUUUGGCUUUUGUAGUCAAAAGGCUAUGAGAUUGAGUACAUGGCUUUAAGAGAAAGGGAUCUCACAUUUGAUCUCGAAAAUGGGGGGAAGAUCGUUGAAGAGGAUGGAAGUGGGGAACCGAGUUCAACCAAAAGAGAUGUAAAGAAUAUUUGGAGUAGGUUGACAGAGGAUUCACUGCUAAAAGAUGAGCGAGCCAUAGCCUCAAACAGUAAUUUUGCUAAUACUGUUGCCGACAUCAUUGCUGAUGAGAGCUUAGGAUUGUUGAUAAAUAAGAACUUGGAAGGAGAAGAUGAUCAUGAAGUUUUUGCGCACAUGGAGAAAAGUAAUGCUAGAGGGAAGCAUAAGAAUAAGAAAAAGGCUCUGAAACCACCACGGCCUCCCAAAGGUCCUUCACUUGAUGCCGCUGACAGAAUGAUGGUGAAGGAACUUGCAGUGCUUGCCAUGAAGAAACGUGCAAGAGCUGAGCGAAUGAAAGCAUUGAAGAAGGCAAAAGCAGAGAAAACAUCUUCUUUCAAUAGUUGUAUACCUGCCUUGAUUAUCACAUUCCUCUUCUUCCUUGUCAUCAUCAUUCAAGGAAUAAGCCCCAGAAGCAGUUCGAUAUUGCAGGGGUCACCUGAACCUGCUGUUGGUGGUAGUAGUGGAUUCAUUUCCGUUCAGUACAUUAAAAGCUUUCCCCCAAGUGAAAGCGAUGUAUCCAAUCCCCCCUCGUUUAAUUCUGCUGCAUAGCUGGUUACUGGUUUUGUUCCUCUAGAAGGCAAAAGGGUGGCUGAUUUGAGGAGUUUUUUGGAAGUUGAAAUCCUAGGUGCCAGCUUGGUGGCUCGUAUGGCCUUGAUUUUUGAAUAGCUAUUUUAAUACGCAGUUGCGUUUGACUGUUUUUGUACAUAAAUACGAAGAACAUCGUUUUUUCUUUCUUUCUUUCGUGAUCAAAUGCUUUUUGUAUUUUAACUUUAUGUUAAUAAUUUAUACUGAAAAGUUCAUGGUGACGUUCUAGGAUGUCAGUAGCUAACCUUCUUAAAGGUUAAAUAGACAAUCCUGCUUGCUUCCAGGCUUUCUUUCGUUGAAUUGAAUUAUGAACUUUUUCCUUUUUGAUUUUGAUAACAAACCUGCAGAAUUAUGAUGAUAUGAUUGGCUGAUGCUUAACCCUCUGCACCUUUGAUUGGCCGCUGUUAAACGACAUCCAAUCUCUUCAAGAACAAACAGUUGCAGCAAUAUCAUUACAGAUACAUGUACAAAAGCAUCCCAUGUCGACCUCUUCAUUUCGAGUCUCGUUCACAUGAAAAGAAGAGUAUAGCUGAGAUCACCCUCAAAGAAACAUCAGCGAAUGGUAAAGAAAUCUUUGCUCGCAGUUUAAGGAAUGUCUACCUGCCUGCAAUGUGUUGAUUUGUAACCACUACCACGAUCUAAAGCUCAAUGCAACAUUUUUUUGUCGAAGGAGUACAAGAUUGUAAUGUCAUGGAUGUAGCUCGGGAGGUCGAGGCUUGCAACGGAGCCGUUCAGUAAAAGGUAUGGGGACAGCCAUUGACAUCACGGUACUCUGCUGUGAAAUGCUUUGCUCAAAUUUCUGCUUGUAUUGUUUCUAAAUUCUCAAAUGAUGAUCAUCUGUGGGUUGGAUGACAAAAUGGUAAUUGUCCAAUUCGGUUAAUUGAAUAUUGUGGUACACAAAGCAACACGCAACACACUAAAGUGAGUAGGAUUCUGAGCAUGUGUUUUGGAAUUUUCUCUGUCAUUGAAAAUUUGAACUAUUUUCUCAA